AUGAGUGAUGGCAAAGAUACAGACUCCAGGAAGAAGUGUGGCCAUCGACAUGGCAUCGUUUGCGAGAGUUGUCACGUAUUAGCUAGUACUCUUACUGACAUCCAGACGAAGGCCACUACAGCCAAUUUUGCUACCACUGAUGAUCGCGAUGAAGUAGCGUAUAUGAUCAACUACUCCAAACUUGCGAUUGAGUCAUGGCAAUGUCAUAUUAUAAGGUGUGUAAAUCAAGAUCAGGCGCGAAUUGACGUCCUAGAGCUUUUGGAUAAUGACACUAUUCUG
This is a messenger RNA of Paramuricea clavata, 279 nucleotides long. The record is from the annotation of a GenBank genome assembly. Lineage: Eukaryota; Metazoa; Cnidaria; Anthozoa; Malacalcyonacea; Plexauridae.